Helianthus annuus (common sunflower) is the source of this 881-nucleotide messenger RNA. RefSeq lists its product as uncharacterized. NCBI's taxonomy places the organism in Eukaryota, Viridiplantae, Streptophyta, Magnoliopsida, Asterales, Asteraceae. The record is from RefSeq and is a predicted model, not a curated record. The transcript has a single exon. The coding region runs from base 150 to 629 and encodes 159 amino acids.
AUAAUAAUACUCCCCCAACCCCAUGCUCACCUGUACGGUCUUCCUUCUAUAAAUCCAUCUUCUUCAUCACCUCCUCCAUAACCAGGUAACAAACACAUAAUUUGAUCCAAAACAAUUGGAUAUUCGACUCGACAAGACGAUCGGUCGACAUGGGCAAUAGUUUACGGUGUUGUUUGGCUUGUGUUCUUCCCUGUGGAGCCCUUGAUUUGAUCAGAAUUGUGCAUUUAAACGGCUACGUAGAAGAGAUCACACGUACGGUAACCGCAGGCGAUGUUUUGAAGAACUACCCGAAUCAUGUUUUGAGCCAACCAUGUUCGCAGGGUGUCGUCCGGAAAAUACUGAUCCUCUCGAAUGGCACCGAGCUCAAGCGCGGUAGCAUUUAUUUCUUGAUUCCGGCAUCAUCGGUGCCAGAAAAGAAAAGAAAAACACAACCCAAAGAUUUAAAAAAAGUCAAGGGAACCGUCAAGGUAGCGGUUCCCAAUGUGUCGAACGGGGACAAACCCGUUCGAUCACAUUCUUCGGAUGUUGUGGUUGUGUCGGAGAGGAAAAAGAUGGGACACCGGAGAGCUCGCCGGACUGUUCAGGCCGGCGAGUGGCGGCCUCAUCUUGAGAGCAUCUUUGAGGAAUAAAAGGAGACUUUUUUUUUUGGGUUUAUUUACUUUUUUUUUUCACUCUGGUUUAAUUUUCUUGUGGAUGGAUUUGACAUUUUUUUAUUUUAUUUUCACCUGUGUUUAUGAUUUUAAACGAGGUAAAUGUCUCUUUUGCCCCGAGAAAAUCACACGAAGAAGAGAGAAAAUAAAGCAAGUAUGCCCAAGUUCAUGUAAUCUCAUGUACUAAGUUGUAACUAAAUUUUUAUAAAUAUUUUUGCCUUUUCUUUGAAA